Polyodon spathula (Mississippi paddlefish) is the source of this 2739-nucleotide messenger RNA. Its product is annotated as threonine--tRNA ligase 1, cytoplasmic-like. Gene Ontology annotation, molecular function: ATP binding; threonine-tRNA ligase activity. Gene Ontology annotation, cellular component: cytoplasm. The transcript has 19 exons. The record is from RefSeq and is a predicted model, not a curated record. The coding region runs from base 109 to 2586 and encodes 825 amino acids. Gene Ontology annotation, biological process: threonyl-tRNA aminoacylation. Lineage: Eukaryota; Metazoa; Chordata; Actinopteri; Acipenseriformes; Polyodontidae.
CCAGACUGUUAUGCUGUUCCAUCCCAAAAACCGGGCCUGUGUCAUGCCCCACUUACUCCAUCCCACACAACAGCUUCGAGAACGAGAGGCAUUUAGUUGAGAGGUUAAAUGAACAGGGAUUUAAAAAUGGCAGACUCCAUAGCUGCACGUUUGUCUGUACAGGAGAAGCAGAUAUCUCUGCUGAGCCAGGAGAUCGGGAGGCUGUUAGCCGCGGCCGGGGCCGAGGGAGCAGCUUUACCCGCCUGCUGCAGCCCGAGCAGCCCUGAGCUGGACAUCCUCCGAAUCGAGAACGAGAAGCUCCGGUACCGAAUCUUGCACCUGCAGCGGAGCAUACAGACAGAGCUCGCCCGGGAGACAGCCGAGCAGGACAGCAAGGAGGUUACGAAGAAAAACGAAGGAGAAGCAACAGGGAAACCGCAACUGGAGAGGGGCAAGGACAAAAAAGUGGUCGAGAAAAACACACAGACCCCUCCCAACACCUCAAAGCAGAACGGGAAAGACAAGAAGGAGAAGAAGAGAGAGAGCAGUGGAGGAGAGGAGCACUUGGGAGAGCUCCACCCCUGGCCAGCGUACAUCGAGGAUCGCUUGAAGCUGUACAAUGAGCUAAAGAAGGAGAGUGACUCCAUCCUGGCAAGCAGAGCGGCCACCCACAGCAAGCCCAUCACCGUCACACUGCCUGAUGGGAAACAAGUGGAGGGCCAGGCCUGGAGGACCACGCCCUACCAGAUUGCCUGGCAGAUCAGUCAGGGCCUGGCGGACAGCGCUGUGAUUGCACGGGUGGACAGGGAGUUGUGGGAUCUGGACCGGCCCCUGCAGGGUGACUGCUCCCUAGAGCUGCUCCGAUUCGACCAUGAGGAUGCACAGGCCGUGUACUGGCACUCCAGUGCUCACGUUCUUGGGGAGGCGAUGGAGCGGUUCUACGGGGGCUGCCUGUGCUACGGCCCUCCCAUUGAGAACGGUUUCUACUACGACAUGUACCUGGAUGACAGAAGUGUCUCCAGUAACGAGUUCCCUCUCCUGGAGACUCUGUGUAAAUCUGUGAUGAAGGAGAAGCAGCCCUUUGAGAGGCUGGAGAUCAGCAAGGAGACCCUGCUCAAGAUGUUCAAGUACAACAAGUUCAAGUGCCGGAUAUUGAAUGAAAAGGUGAACACUCCAACUACAACUGUGUACAGGUGCGGGCCCCUGAUCGACCUGUGUCGAGGCCCUCACGUCCGACAUACUGGAAAAAUCAAGGCCUUGAAGAUCUACAAGAACUCAUCCACGUACUGGGAGGGCCGUGCGGACAUGGAAUCUCUUCAGCGCAUCUACGGGAUCUCCUUCCCUGACUCCAAGAUGAUGAAGGAAUGGGAGAGAGUCCAGGAGGAAGCCAAGAACCGCGACCACCGCAAAAUUGGCAAGGAGCAGGAGUUGUUCUUUUUCCAUGAUCUGAGUCCUGGAAGCUGCUUCUUCCUCCCAAAGGGGGCCUUCAUCUACAACACACUCAUGGACUUCAUCAGGGAGGAGUACCACAGGAGGGACUUCCUGGAGGUGGCAUCACCCAACAUCUACAACGCAAAGCUGUGGGAGACCUCGGGCCACUGGCAGCACUACAGUGACAACAUGUUCUCCUUCAAGGUGGAGAACGAGACCUUCGCACUGAAGCCCAUGAACUGCCCCGGACACUGUUUGAUGUUCAGUCACCGGCCACGGUCGUGGCGUGAGCUGCCCAUGCGCUUUGCUGAUUUCGGGGUGUUACACCGGAAUGAGCUGUCGGGGGCACUGACCGGACUAACCCGUGUGAGGCGAUUUCAGCAGGAUGACGCCCACAUCUUCUGUACCAUGGAGCAGAUUGAGCAGGAGAUAAAAGACUGUCUGGAUUUCCUCCGCACGGUCUAUGCAGUCUUUGGCUUCUCCUUCCAGCUGUACCUCUCCACUCGCCCAGAGAAGUUUCUGGGAGACAUUCAGAUCUGGGAUCAUGCUGAGAAGCAACUGGAGAACAGUCUGAAGGAGUUUGGAGAGCCGUGGGAGCUGAGUCUUGGGGAUGGAGCGUUCUACGGACCUAAGAUUGAUAUCCAGAUCAAAGAUGCAAUUGGAAGGUACCACCAGUGCGCCACCAUCCAGCUGGACUUCCAGCUCCCCAUCCGCUUCAACCUGAGCUUUGUCGGCAAGGACAGCGAUGACAAAGUGAGGCCUGUCAUCAUUCACAGAGCCGUGCUGGGCUCAAUCGAGAGGAUGAUCGCCAUUCUCACCGAGAACUAUGCAGGGAAAUGGCCCCUGUGGCUCUCCCCUCGGCAGGUGAUGGUGGUUCCUGUGGGCCCCCGAUGUGAUGAGUACGCUCAGCAGGUUUGCUCUCAGUGUGUGGAAGCUGGGUUCAUGGCAGAUGUGGAUCUGGAUGCUGGCUGUUUGCUGAACAAGAAAAUCCGGAAUGCGCAGCUCGCCCAGUACAACUUCAUACUGGUGGUCGGGGAGAAGGAGAAGGCAUCCGGGGCUGUCAAUGUGAGGACCAGGGACAACAAGGUCCACGGUGAAGUGUCUGUCCUCGAGGCCAUCAGCAAGCUGACCAGACUGAAGAAAUCCUGCUCCAGGAAUGCGGAGGAGGAGUUCUAGAACCCAACACAUUACCAAACCCCAUGGGAGCCAAUCGAAGAAGGGCUUUUAAGUAGCAUCUUGUGUGAAGGGUUUGAACACACAGGGAUUUAGAAUAAAAUGUGAUCUAGUUCAAAGUUUUCCUGCACCCUAUAAUAAAAUUAUGUGAACACA